Lynx canadensis (Canada lynx) is the source of this 701-nucleotide messenger RNA. It is a transcript of the gene ATP5MC2, whose product is annotated as ATP synthase membrane subunit c locus 2. NCBI's taxonomy places the organism in Eukaryota, Metazoa, Chordata, Mammalia, Carnivora, Felidae. Gene Ontology annotation, molecular function: proton transmembrane transporter activity. Gene Ontology annotation, biological process: proton motive force-driven ATP synthesis; proton transmembrane transport. Bases 128 to 553 code for a protein of 141 amino acids. The transcript has 5 exons. The record is from RefSeq and is a predicted model, not a curated record.
GGAUAGUCUUCACCGGCCAGCUUUCCUGUCAAGGGUCUACCAAGAGUCCCCUGGCCCUGCUCUCAAGAGGAAAAGAAGGUUUAAGGAAGGGAAUGGCUCUCCUGCCACAGCCCCUCAUCCCCUGAAAAUGUAUACCUGUGCAAAGUUCGUCUCCUCCCCCUUCUUGGUCAGGAGCACCUCUCAGCUGUUGAGCCGAUCACUGUCUGCAGUGGCACUAAAACCACCAGAGACACUGACAGAUGAGAGCCUCAGCAGCUGGGCAGCCCCACGUCCCCUGACCUCACUUAUUCCUAGCCGCGGUUUCCAAACCAGCGCUGCUUCAAGGGACAUCGACACAGCAGCCAAGUUCAUUGGGGCUGGGGCUGCCACAGUUGGGGUGGCUGGUUCUGGGGCUGGAAUUGGGACUGUGUUUGGGAGCCUCAUCAUUGGUUAUGCCAGGAACCCCUCUCUGAAGCAGCAGCUCUUCUCCUACGCCAUUCUGGGCUUUGCCCUCUCGGAGGCCAUGGGGCUAUUUUGCCUGAUGGUGGCCUUUCUCAUCCUCUUCGCCAUGUGAAGGAGCCGUCUCCACCUCCCAUAGGUCUUUUUCCCGUGUCACGUCUGCCCUGUAUGUUCCUUUUCCUAUACCUCCCCAGGCAGCCUGGGGAAAGUGGUUGGCUCAGGGUUUGACAGAGGGAAGACAAAUAAAUACUGUAUUAAUAAGA